Durio zibethinus is the source of this 1078-nucleotide messenger RNA. The record is from RefSeq and is a predicted model, not a curated record. Lineage: Eukaryota; Viridiplantae; Streptophyta; Magnoliopsida; Malvales; Malvaceae.
UGCGCCCAACCCAACGAAUUUGAAAAGCGAAGAUUUCCCUCUAAUUUUAAUCUUUGCUCGUUCCCAAUCCUAAUCCCACACUGAAAGCGGAGAAAAAAAGAAAAAAACAAUGGGUGUGAUUCUGACACAGACGAAAGGUUCCUCCUCUGCCUACGACCCUCUCUUCCCAUGGCUCCUGUCGAUAAAGAAGGCGUUGGACGAAUGGUACUCAGGGAACCGCACUGGCGUAGAUCUCGACAAACUUUUAUUGGAUUGUAUCUCUGCUUUCAAGCACAGUGCCCAGUACCGAAACGACCUCAGAUUUCUCAAGAUUUGGUUCAUUUAUUGUAGGAGAAUGAGAUAUGUAUUGGACAUUCUCUACUUUAUGAGUGGUGUGCAUAUUUCCUUGAAGCCAAAGGGAAAUGGAAUGGUUUAUCAGAUUGGCAUUUCAAGGAAAGCUGAGCCACUUGAGAAGCUGAAGGGGGCACAAUCCUUAUUUGUUAAAAGAAUGUCUGAAAGGCUUAAUAUUUCCUCAUUUGGGAAGAUUGAUGGAGGUGAACUGGUUGAGUUUGGCAAAAAAUUUAUUAAUCCAUGGUCUGCCUUUACCACAGAAAAGCUUUCCAAGAAGAUUCAUCCUCAAAUUAUAAAAUAUGAUGGAUACCUCCUGAGUAAGAAAGUUUACUCUGGAAAAGUGGCCUUAUGUUCUUUGAAGAAAUCGUCAAGGAAUAAAAUUAUUGAGAUAGGUGGAAAGAAGUAUCAGAUCAAGGGGUGUGCUGGUCAGGGUGGCUUUACUCAAGUAUUUAAAGUAUACAUUGAUAGUAAUCCUGAUGACAUUGUUGCAUUAAGAUACAAAAGCCUGCUUUCCCUUGGGAAUUCUACAUGUAUUGUCAACUUGAUGAACGCAUCUCAGAUGAACAGGCAUCAGAGAUCAAGCUUUGGUUUUGCUCAUAAAAUUCAUAUCUAUUCAGACUGUGGCAUACUCAUAUCUGACUAUCUAUCUCAUGGGACACUGCAGGUAGGUCUAUGACCCUGCUACAGCUCCAUCCAAAUAUAAGUAAAGGGAGAAAAGAGCCUUCUGUCACAUUUGCCAUUGUGUUGU